AUGAUUAAUUAUAAAAACAACAAACAUUUCACACAAAAUAAUAUUCACAAACUCAUCAACUCAUCAAAAACUAUGUCUAAAGCAAUCAUAUGCCUAGCGUUCAUAGCCGUGGCCAUAGCCGGUGUGUUGGCCAGGGAUGACGGUCUGGUGCGGACACCACCGAUGGGUUGGCUGUCGUGGGCUCGUUAUAAAUGCGAGACCGACUGCAAGAAAUACCCGAAAGCGUGUAUUAAUGAGAACCUAUACAAAGAACAGGCGGACAGAAUGGUUAGCGACGGGUAUAAAGAGUUGGGCUAUAAUUACGUCAAUAUAGACGACUGUUGGAGCGAAAUGGAAAGGGAUGCUCAGCAACGACUGGUGCCACACAAACAGCGCUUUCCCAACGGUAUUAAAGCGCUGGCCGACUAUAUGCACUCCAAGGGACUCAAACUGGGCAUCUAUGGCGAUGUCGGGCCCAAGACUUGCGCCGGAUAUCCGUCCCAGAAUGGAGUGAAUGGAUCCAAUUAUUUCUCGAUCGACGCCAAGACGUUCGCCGAGUGGGGGAUCGACUCAUUCAAGUUUGACGGCUGUAAUGAAGAUCCGCAUCAUUUCGACGACUUGUACCCCAAAAUGGGUAAAGCGCUCAACGAAUCCGGUCGUCCAAUAGUGUACAUAUGCGAGUGGCCAUUAUACCAAUUGCACAAGGGCAUUAAGCCUAACUACACAUCCAUCGCCAACACGUGUCACGUGUAUAGAAAUCACGGCGACAUUGGCGACAGUUGGGCCUCCAUCUCAUCCAUCAUUAAAUUUUACGGCGAAAACAACGCAGAAUUCAUUGCACACAACGGACCGGGACACUUUAACGACCCAGACAUGUUAAUGGUGGGUGACUUUGGUCUGUCCCACGAGCAGAGCCGCACACAUAUGGCAAUGUGGGCCAUGUUUUCGGCCCCUCUUUAUAUGUCCAACGAUUUGAGGAGCAUUUCCGCCGACGACAAGAAAAUAGUGCAAAAUAAGGCCAUUAUUGCCGUAAAUCAGGACAAACACGCAAUUAUGGCUAAACGAGUGUUUGUCGAUAAACACAGACAGGCGUGGGUUAAACAGGUUGAGCCCAAAGUGAAGGACCAGUGGUCGCAUGUCGUGGUUUAUAUCGAUGAGAGCGGUAUUGGAGAUCGUUAUUAUAUGUCACAAAAGUUGUCGACAUUAAUACCUGAGGCAAAAGACUUAUCCGAUUAUAAAGUGGAGGAUCUGUUUGGCGACGAAAAGAUCGGUGAACUGAAGGGAUCUAAUCUGGAGCUCCUGUUGGCGACCGGCGGGGGCUGUCGUAUGUACAUCAAGAUUCAAUACAUCGAUACCAUAAAUAUACUUGAAAAACAAUCACUGCCUCUAUUGGUGUGUUUCGCUCUGUUGGCCAUCGAGUGCGGACUGGCCCGGGAGGACGGGCUCGUACGGACACCACCCAUGGGUUGGCUCUCGUGGACCCGCUAUGGCUGCGAAACCGACUGCAAACGGUAUCCCAAGGGCUGUAUCAACGAAGACCUUUAUAAAGCACAGGCGGAUGCGAUGGCCGCCGGAGGUUAUAAAGAGUUGGGCUAUAAUUACGUCAAUAUAGACGACUGUUGGAGCGAAAUGGAAAGGGAUGCUCAGCACCGACUGGUGCCACACAAACAGCGCUUUCCCAACGGCAUGAAAGCGCUGGCAGAUUAUGUCCACUCCAAGGGACUAAAGUUAGGCAUUUAUGGUGAUGUUGGGCCCAAGACUUGUGCUGGGUAUCCGUCCCAAAAUGGAGUGAAUGGAUCCAAUUAUUUCUCAAUCGACGCCAAAACGUUCGCCGAGUGGGGGAUCGACUCAUUCAAGUUUGACGGCUGUAAUGAAGAUCCGCACCAUUUCGACGACUUGUACCCCAAAAUGGGUAAAGCGCUCAACGAAUCCGGCCGCCCAAUGGUAUUCAUAUGCGAGUGGCCGCUGUACCAAGGUGGUCAUCCCGACAUCAAGAUCAAUUACCAGGCCAUCGCCGACACGUGCCAUGUAUUUAGAAACUAUGGAGACGUCGCGCAAAAUUGGGGUAGCAUUGAAUCCAUUAUCAAUUAUUACGGCGAUAAUAACGAUCUGUUCACCAAAUAUAACGGUCCCGGACAUUUCUUCGAUCCAGAUAUGGUAGUUGUCGGCGACUACGGUAUGUCUCACGAGCAGAGCCGCACACAUAUGGCAAUGUGGGCCAUGUUUUCGGCGCCACUCUAUAUGUCCAACGAUUUGAGAGACAUUUCGCCCGAAGACAAGAAAGUGCUGCAAAAUAAGGCCAUUAUUGCCGUAAAUCAGGACAAGAAUGGAUUUAUGGCCAGACGGUUGCAAAGAAAAGACAGCGAACAGGUUUGGACGAAACGGGUUGAGCCGCAAGUGAACGGCCAGUGGUCUUACGCUGUCGUCUAUUUCGACACAAACGGUAUCGGAGAGAAACAUUACAUGUCCCAAAAAAUAAAGACUUUGAUCCCGGAGGCGAAACCCGACACUGAAUACGUGGUGCACGACCUAUACCUCGAUGAGGGCAAAGAGAUUUUGAGUACACUUAAAGCCGCCGAUAAUCUCGAGUUAUUAGUGAAAACCGGCGGCUCCUGUCGUAUGGUUAAACUCGUACCCAAAUAAAUAAUUUUUAUCAUAUUAUUUUAUUGUCACUAAUUAUAAUAAAGUAUUUUAAUUGUAA
Molecule: messenger RNA, 2680 nt
Organism: Medioppia subpectinata
Lineage: Eukaryota; Metazoa; Arthropoda; Arachnida; Sarcoptiformes; Oppiidae
Source: the annotation of a GenBank genome assembly